AUGAACAACAAUUUGUAUGAUGCGGCUAGAAACGGACAAUGUAAUGACAAAGUAAGUUAGAAAUGAGUGACACGAAAAAAAUCAAAUAUAAAUAAUGUCAGUAUACUUUCAAUUUUUCAGUGUCGCUUGUUGAAGUCGCUUUUGCGACAGCCUCGAUAUCAAAGUCGACAACCACUGAAAGAAGUUGACUUCAACCGGACAUUUGGCGAAAAUAGUAGGGUGAGAUUUUAACUUUUCCACGAAAUUAGUUACUCAUAUAAAUUGGAUCAUGAAUUAUUUUGAAAACUGUAGGCAAACAAUUUUGUUUUUUUUUAAUUUUAAAAUUGAACUCGAAAAUUUUGAGGUUAAGAAUUUCAAAACAAAAACAAAUUCUUGUUCCAAUUUAUAUGAGUUAGGCAUGAUCUUUUCAUCGAAAUUUUAUAUUCAAGACUAGCUGAAAUUUUGGUGAAAAGUGUCCAUGUUAACGUCAGACUUUCUAUGAAAAUCCAUUAUAUUUUUCAGAUCAUUGGGUAUCCACUCUAUUAUUUUUAUAAGCACCCAAGUUUUCAUGAUUUCAUGGAAACAUUAUUGAUUGACAAAAACCAGCAUUUGUCAUUGGAAUGCUUGCGGCGAGCAAAAAGCGCCUAUAAAAAAAAUCCAUGCGCUUGUCGCAUGGUUUUCGAACAGAUGACUGAUGCCUUUCCCGUGAGACCAAGAAGAAGUCAGAUUGUUGAUUGGGUAUUUAAUGCCAUUUAUGAAGAAGUGAGUAGAGAAACCAGACAAAAGUAAAAUAUGAUUUGUUUUUUUUUAGGAAUUCGGAGAUAUUCAGGAGGCGGAAAUCAUCAGAAAACUGAAAAUAAUAAAAGUAAAAGAGGAAGUCAUAUUGGAUUAUUGUCUGGCGAAUGGGGUUGAUAUGAAUGCGGCGCAACGAGCCUGGAUUGAGUGA
Molecule: messenger RNA, 925 nt
Organism: Caenorhabditis angaria
Lineage: Eukaryota; Metazoa; Nematoda; Chromadorea; Rhabditida; Rhabditidae
Source: the annotation of a GenBank genome assembly